GCAUAAUAUAAUAUCUAAAUGAAAAAUUCAUAUUACAUUAUUUUUAACAAACUAAUACAAAAAACAGACCAUCUCUCUACUAUCAAUGCUAUUAGCUUUUAUUUAAUUGUCCUUAAAAACUUAAGAGAUUUCAAUUCAAGUUCUUCUGGUUUAACUAUGAAAGACAAAGAGGAAGAAGAAGAACAACAACAAUAAGAAUAUGAAGAACAAGAACAAGAUAGUUCUGUAAUAUAGCUUUUGCUUUUGGGUAAACAAAGAAAAUAGAGAGACAAGAAUAAUUUUCAAUAUCUUUUUAAAUAAAAAACGAAGAGAGAGAGAAAGCUGAAGGAAACGAUAUUUUUUACAUUUUGUCCAUUUUCUUAGGUAUAGGGUGAUAUAUGUUUUGAGCGCCACCUGGGUCUUCCUAAUAGUUGGAAGAGAGACAAUUCUUUCAGUUGUAAGCUGAGGCUAGAACAGUGAACAGAAAUCAACAUGCUAACAGCAGCCAGAAUUGGAAAUCUUCUUAAAGGAAAAUUAAACCUUCAUAAGUCGUCUUUGAGAUGUCUUACUACUGAGGCUGUUCCUCUUACGUUUCCGAAACCUGAAGAGUCGCCUGUCAACUGUUUUAACGAAUGGGAUCCUCUGGAGGAAGUUAUUGUUGGAAGACCUGAUGGAGCAAAGUAUCCAAAAAUGAGACCAGAAGUUAAGGCUACUUUGCAGCCAGAAUGGUACGAGCAUAUGUAUGAACAUGAGAAUCAGCCUUAUCCAGCCGAGACAAUUGAGGGCGCCGAGAAGGAAGUUGCUCAUCUUGUACAUAUUCUUGAACAGGAGGGUGUAAAAGUCAGAAGAGGUGAUCUGGCUGUCCAAUGGUCAGAAGUAGAGGGUUAUAAAACUCCAGAUUUUACUGAAAGUGGAUUUACCCAAGCUUGUCCUAGAGAUAGCGUUAUUAUCUUUGGUAAUGAAAUCAUUGAAAGUACUAUGAGCUGGAGAUCAAGAUAUUUCGAAUCUAGACCAUAUAAGAAUUUAUUAAUUGAAUACUUUAAGAAUGGAGCGAAAUGGACUGUUGCACCAAAACCCACUAUGAGUGAUCGUCUCUACGACGAAAACUAUCCUAUGGAAAAUAUUGAACUUAGAAAAGAUCUUAAUAGGAAAGGAAAGUUUAUUUUAACCGAAGCUGAACCUGUUUUUGAUGCUGCUGAUAUUAUAAGAUGUGGAAAGGAUGCUUUCAUUCAAAUUAGUCACGUUACCAAUUGGUCUGGUUACGAAUGGCUUAAGAGACAUUUGGAACCAAAUUUUAAUCUUCAUUGGUUUAUUACCGAUGAUCCUUACUCUUGGCACUCUGACGGAACAUUCUUGCCUCUGAAACCUGGUCUUGUCCUCAAACACGGAGAUAAGAGUACUACAGUUCAGCCAUUCUUUGAAAAGGCAGGCUGGAAAAUUAUUUCCGCUCCACCACCCAAAUGGGAUCCAUCAAGCAGAUUCUACAAAACUGGAUGGCUUCAAAUCAAUGUUAACAUUUUAAUGUUGGACGAAAAGAGAGCUAUUGUUCCAGCUGGUAGUCAAGAAUUGGUUAAGUUAUUGGAAGAAAAUGGUAUAAAAUCGAUUCCAGUAGUUUUUGAUCAUGCUAUGGAACUUUUUGGAAUGUUUCAUUGUUGGACUGUCGAUGUACGAAGAAGAGGAAAGAUGCAGUCCUAUUUUUAGAAAGAACCAAUUAAUAAUUUUAGAUAACAAAGAAGGAACUUUAACUUUUCGUUGAAGUAGAAAAUUCUGAUUUUUUUCGUCAUUUUUGCUGACGAUUUCUUGGAGAAUAUAUUGAAAAAUAGAAUAAAUCUAGCGUUUUUAAAUAAUAAUCAUAGGCCUAAAUUAAUUAUUACUGAAAAAUAUAUAUUAUUGCUUGAAUAUCUGUAUUGUUCAAGUGCAACAUUUAAGAAACAAAAAAAAAACGUUCAAGUGAAGAUUAGAAAAAAGUUUUUUUUUUAUCUUCUCUUUUUUUUUUUUAAAAAAAAGUAGAAAUCUUGAAUU
Messenger RNA from Dimorphilus gyrociliatus, 2001 nucleotides. The record is from the annotation of a GenBank genome assembly. Lineage: Eukaryota; Metazoa; Annelida; Polychaeta; Dinophilidae.